Aphanomyces invadans is the source of this 1199-nucleotide messenger RNA. RefSeq lists its product as hypothetical. The record is from RefSeq and is a predicted model, not a curated record. The transcript has 5 exons. Bases 63 to 1043 code for a protein of 326 amino acids. Gene Ontology annotation, cellular component: membrane. NCBI's taxonomy places the organism in Eukaryota, Oomycota, Saprolegniomycetes, Saprolegniales, Verrucalvaceae.
GUGCGGCAACCGCCUGGUGACAGGAUCCAGCGGAACAAGGUCAUUCUCAAACGCUGAGCUGGAUGGCCCAAGAAGCUCUCCCGCUCGUGUCCAAGCACGUCGAGGAUGCUGCCACCAAGGCCGAAGUCGGCGGCGCGCCGCGACACCGUCUCUUUGGGCUGGCCCUCGUCGCCAUGUCGGCCUUCACGUUCAGUCUCAUGUCGGCAGCGAUCAAAUACGAGUCAUCGUACAUGUCGUCGAUGGAGACGCUCUUUUGGCGUGCCGCCGUGGCGUGGGUGUUCAACCUGAUUCUGGUGGUCGCGACGCAGACACAGCUGCACGUUUCCAGCGAAUUCGUCAAACCCCUGGCGUUUCGCUGCAUCAUCGGGUUCUUCUCCAUGUCGCUCACGUUCUGGACGAUGUCGCAAAUGGUGUUGGCCGACGCGAGCUGCAUCAUCUUCACGAGCCCCGUCAUGGCCUUCCUCCUCGGCUCGAUUGUCCUUGGCGAGCGCAUCAAGCCCGUCGACUUUGCGCUGGCCAUCAUGUGCUUUGGGGGCGUCGUCUUUGUCGCCCGCCCUGCGUUCCUGUUUGGCGACCAAGCUGCGGCCGCGGGUCCAUCCGUCCACGGGUCGAAAUUUGCCGUUCUUGGGGGCCUUGGUGCGGCGGCGUGCCAAGCGUCCGCGUACGUCGCGAUUCGACACAUCAAGGCGCUCAACUUCAUCGUGGUCAUUCACUACUUCAUGCUGGCUUGCUCGGUGAUGGCAGCCGCAUGGGUCGUCGGAAUCGAGGGGGGAUUUUCCGUGGACCUCCCAUCCAAAGUGUGGUGGCUGUGCGUCAGCACAGGCGUGUUUGGGUUCCUUGGCCAACUCUGCAUGACCAAGGGAUUCCAGCUCGAGAACGUCGGGAUCGCGUCCGUGAUGCGGUACCUCGAUAUCGUAUUUGUCUUUGUGUGGGACGUGAUCCUCCUCCACGAAAAGAUCAGCGUGUGGAGCUUCGUGGGGGCUACAAUUAUCCUGUCGUGCGCGAUCGCGAUCGCCAUCCGCAAGGCCCACCACACUCCCUGAGCUCCCCCAUCCCUCGUCUGAGCGAGUUGCAGCUGCAGAUGCACUUGUAAUUACGUCCACCUUCCCCCAUCCAAGCGUGGAAACGGUUGUUUGGCACACCACCAACUCUAUCGCAUGCAACUAACCCUUCGUGUUACAAAAGGCACAUGCGCGUCG